ACAUAUUAAAGAAACGGCCGAGUCGCAAAAGCCUAAAUAAUGUAGUAAUGCUAAAAGAAUUUUGUGAUUUACCAAAUCAAAAGCCAUGGGAAAAUCUAAAAGAACCACCACGGUGGCUAGGUUAUUAUCCAGAGCAUACAAAAUAUCGUCAGUUACUUGAGUUAGUGCAGUAGUACAGCUGUAACCUUUACGAAAACCAGACUGAUAUUCUGGUAUCAAAUUAUUAAAAUUUAAGUAAUUCAGAUUUUGUUGUUCCAUAACACUUACAGAACGAAGUAUAUUAAAUUCAGUGGGGUUUUUUAUUUUGGGCAAAGAAAUGAUAUUAGCCUGCUUCCUUUUAUUUUAUUUCCUUUGCUUUUUAUAUUUUGUAGAACUUCAGUAACCACGUCCCGAGUAAUCAAAUUAAAUUCAAAUUCACAAGUAGAAAUUCUGUGUUGUUUAAAAAAAUUGACAAAUUCAUCAUUAGUGUUAUUAUUUCCAUUAUUUAUUAUUUCAAUUUUUUUCAAAUUAUAAGAUGGUGCGCCUCCUCAUUUUGCAAGACCUGUUCGAAACUAUCUGGAUACUAUUUUUCCAGGGAGAUGGAUUGGCAGGAGAGGACUUUUUGAAUGAUCGCCCGAUUUGACUCCGCUGCAUUUUUUCCUAAGGGGAUAUUUGAAAUCCAAAGUUUAUGUGACCAAGCCGGCAAAUAUUGAGCAGUUGAAAACUAGAAUAAGGCAAGAGUGUCGCAACAUUUCUCCAGAAUGCAUAGGAAACAUUCAAAAUGAAUUUGUAGUACGUUUAGGGCAUUGCCAAAUAGUAAAUAGUUUAAAUUUUGAACACUUAUUAAAGAAAAAGGUUUAAAAGAGCCCUCUUUAAGUUUAUGAAAUACGUUUUCUUUAACGCCCUGUAUCCUAAAAACAAUCGAAUAAAGGUAAAGUCGAAAUUAUACCCAUUUGUAAUGACGUCAUUUUUGUUUAUCUUUGUUUAGCAUAUUCCAAACAGCGGCGACAACAAACUUUUGAAAAAAAUUGGUGUCUGAUGAUAAUUCAUCUUUUAUAUACUAGGUUAUGUGAAAUAUCCGUCACUAUCAAUCAAAAAUAUUGGUUUGUCAACUUGUUCUUGAAAGUUAUUUCGAAAAGUGUUAGGUAAUGCCUAAAAAAAGACAUAAUAAGUAUAAUGAACAAUCGCAGCUGAUGAUUUUAAAUAUGUUGGCUUUUUUUCAACUGGAAAAGGAACAAGUCCGAAACGGAAUUGCACUUCAAAUUGAGAAUGUGAUACAGCGAGCCGCAGAUGCAACAAAAUUGAGCACAACAACGAUCGCAAAUAUAAAGAAGAAUGGGAUAAAAUCAGAUCAGGAUUGCGCAGCCCGUAUAUAUUCCAAGCAAAAGACAGCAAUAACCAAAAUUACAACAUAUUUGAAACAUAGAAUUCGGGACACAAUUUAUUCUAUGUAUGCCAGAAAAGAAUAUGUAAUAUUGGCAACAAUAAGAGAAAAGUUCAGGGAAGAAAUUGAAUAUUUUGAGUUUUCUAUUGACUCCUUAAGAAGAUGGAUCAAUAGUAUAGGCUUCAAGUGGAAAAAAUCAAAUAACAGAAAAUUUUUGAUGGACUUGCCAAAUAUUGUUCAUAAAAGAAUCAAUUUUUUAAGGAAGUAUAUCAAAAAUAGAAAUGUAGGUCCGGAAGGUUUUACUCCAGUUUUCAUUGACGAGACGUGGAUUUUUAGCAAGGGAUCAUUUCGUAGUAGCUGGCAAGAUGACACCAAGCACACGGAUUCAAGGAAAAAUAGUGAAGGUCAUCGUUAUAUCGUGGUCCACGCCGGAACCAAAGAUGGCUUCAUCAAGGGUGCAAAUUUAAUAUUCAAGAGUGGAUUAAAGACGGGAGAUUAUCAUGACAAUAUGAACAGGAAAAACUUCGAAAACUGGUUUAAAACUCAGCUGGUUCCAAAUCUUCCCCCAAAGUCAUUUAUAAUCAUGGACAAUGCAAGUUACCAUUCUGGUUUAUUAGAAGAAAUCCCGAGAAAAUCUUGGACAAAGCAGAGACUGACCAAAUGGUUGAAGAAAAAAAAAAUUGGCUUUCCAGAAAAAGCCAUGAAAGAUAAAAUAUGGAGUACUGCACGCAGACACUGCCCUAGUGAAAAAAAGUACUUUCUUGAUGAAUAUGUUAAACCUUUAGGACACAAAAUUUUGCGACUGCCAGCAUAUCAUUGCCAGUUUAAUGCAAUUGAAAUGGUAUGGUCGGAAUGUAAACGAAAAUAUGAUCAAUAUAUUUCCAAUUUUAAGGGGUCACCUUCAGAAGUUCUGACUACAUGGGAAAGGGUAAUAAACGAAAUUUCUAUAGAUCAUUGGCAAAAAUAUGUUUUUCAUACAGAAAAGGUAAUUGAAAAGGCUUGGGAGGCAAUACAAGUGUGUGAUGCCUAUGACAUUCUGCCACUUGUGAUUACGUUUGACGAAGAGGACGAUGACGAAGACAAUAUCUCUGAUUUCAGUUCUAACUCUGACAAUACUGACGAGAUUGAUUAAGCUUUUUUUGUUCUAGCAAAUUUUAUUUUAUGAUUGUCGUUUAAGUAUUUAAUCAUAUCGUUGCAAUUUCAUUAACUUGGUAAUGCAAUAUGGCGUGUUUUUUUUGAGUUUGUAUGUUUUAUUUUUUGGAACCUAUUUUCAUUUUAAUGUGUUAACAUAUUCCUUCAAGCAGCAUUUUUUUUCAUGAACAAGUAAAUUAAAUUGUCAGUAUUUAAAUUUUUCCCAGUGAGUUAAAAUAAUUUUAUACCAUUAUUCACAAUUUUUGUAAGCUCGGUUUUGUUACGUCUACUCUGCUCGUCGAAUUCUACUUUUCAAAUAUGUUGUAGAUUUGGUUUUGCGGUCUUUUACUUGGAAAAUAUAUGAGCAGCGUAAUCCUGAUUUUAUCCCAUUCUUCUUUAUAUUUGCGAUCGUUGUUGUGCUCAAUUUUGUUGCAUCUGCGGCUCGCUCUAUCACAUUCUCAAUUUGA
Anthonomus grandis grandis is the source of this 2961-nucleotide messenger RNA. RefSeq lists its product as uncharacterized. Gene Ontology annotation, molecular function: nucleic acid binding. The transcript is spliced from 2 exons. Bases 1128 to 2495 code for a protein of 455 amino acids. NCBI's taxonomy places the organism in Eukaryota, Metazoa, Arthropoda, Insecta, Coleoptera, Curculionidae. The record is from RefSeq and is a predicted model, not a curated record.